Molecule: messenger RNA, 1488 nt
Organism: Adineta ricciae
Lineage: Eukaryota; Metazoa; Rotifera; Eurotatoria; Adinetida; Adinetidae
Source: the annotation of a GenBank genome assembly
AUGGACAAUUUCUUGAUUUAUGAAGAAAUUUACAAACGUGAUGCAUGUAUUGUUUACCGCGGUCGAAUCAAACGUUCGAUUGAUUUUGUCAUGAUUUAUUGCGUUGAAAAACACAAACGGCACGAACUCAGCAAUCUUGUUCGAUUGAUGUAUGAACUUGAUCAUCCGAAUAUAAUGAAAUUUCGAGAAUGGUAUGAAACAACAAAUCAUCUUUGGCUCGUCAUGGAUCUAUGUGAUGGUGGAUCACUGAAAUCUAUUGUUCAAGCCGAUGGUGCUUUACCAGAAACAUCCAUACGUACGAUUGGUGCAAAUAUUUGUCAAGGUUUAUACCAUCUUCAUCAACAAGAUAUCCUCUUUUGUGAUUUGAAUCCUGAUAAAAUUGUUUCUGACGGUUCGAAUAUGUUUAAAUUGGCAAAUAUGACUCUCUCACGAAUGAAAGGAGAGAAUUUGCAAAUGAUUUUCGAUGAAACUUAUGAUAAUUAUCUUGACGAUGUUUACCGAGGAAAGGAACGACCAAAAGCUCAAGCUGACGCUGCCUUCUAUACUGCACCGGAAGUUCUUCGUGGUGGAGAAUAUUCGAUCAGUUCUGAUCUAUGGUCACUUGGUUGUGUCUUCUACGAAAUGUGUGCAGGACGACAAUUAUACGACGAGAAAAAUUCCACUAAAUUAACACAAAAGAUUCUCAAUGAUCGAAUUGUUUUACCUACAACGAAGGGCUCAGCAAAAUUAUCCAUUGAGUUUACCAGUUUAUUGCAAGGUUUGCUGGUCAAAGAACCAGCGAAAAGAUUGGAUUGGCCUGCAGUAUUGACUCAUCCGUUUUGGGCCGGUCAAUUGAGUCAUCUGGUUCGACCGCAAACAGGUGUAACUAAGAAAAGUGUUAACCGAACUGAAAAUCAUGAUCGCGCGUCGGUUAAUUCUCGGGUAGCAACUACUGAUCGACCCGAAUGCAAUGUAUCAUUUAGUUUAAGUUGUACGAAAACAUCUGUUCAAAUAGCGCAACCGAACAAAACCGAUGAAACUACGAGUAGCAAAUCGCGUCUCAACGAUCAUUCUUCGAUAAGUACACAUGAACAAUCGACCGCAUCUGGUAGCGAAAGCGUCGAACGUGUUCGAAAAAUGCUUUUCUCCAAAGCUGAAUUACAACCGACACCUAUUGUCGAAAAUCAGAAGAUCCAAAAGACAUUAGCAUUUAAAUAUGAAAGCAAACUGCUCCCGUUUCAAUUAGGCAAAUAUGAGAAUUUGAGUCGACUUUCGUCUGUUGAUAUGCAAGAGCACGCCAAUAUGAUUAAAAAGGAACUGUCAAUGACAUCAGCCGGGUCUCCAACAAAUCAAAAUGGCAUGCGUGUGAAAUCCAAUUUAUUAAAUUAUAUUGGUUCUACUUGCCUGGAACAGGCCAACUCGAAUGUGUUUGCCGAUGUUCUUAUCAGCAAAGAUGUAUACAAAGAUCUCUUGAAUCUAAUUACAAAUGGUGGUUCAAUGGAAAUGUAA